This is a messenger RNA of Neurospora tetrasperma FGSC 2508, 204 nucleotides long. RefSeq lists its product as uncharacterized. The transcript has 3 exons. The record is from RefSeq and is a predicted model, not a curated record. NCBI's taxonomy places the organism in Eukaryota, Fungi, Ascomycota, Sordariomycetes, Sordariales, Sordariaceae. Bases 1 to 204 code for a protein of 67 amino acids.
AUGGAACUCUCCCUCUCUCUCUCUCUCUCUCUCUCUCUCUCUGUCGCUUUUCUCCAUCUGUCCCCGGCACCCAAUCCAUCAACUCAGGGAAGAGGAGUGGGCACCUUGAGGAGACCUCGCUUCUCCCCAGGCCACUGUUGUCGCACCAUGUCAUCCAUCGUCCCUGACUCCCUGCACGUGAUCGACGGCCGAGGGACACAGUAG